UUUUGGCUUCCAAAGGAAGCUUUCCUUUCAGUCUUCUUUUCCAAAAUUCAAAAUUCAAAACUCUCUUCUUCUCUGACUCUUACUUUUCUUACACACACAAGCCAUUAUUAUCGUUCUUCAAAUUUAAACCACCGUUCAGAUUCUCUCCCUCACAAAAACUCAUAUUCUCUCCCUGCUGUGUGUCGCUCCUUUAGGGUUUCAAGGCCGCAUCGCCGGUGGAAAAUCAAUUCUCUGAUUAAGUCUAUCUAUCUCGCCGGAGCUGGUCUAAAAUUUAUAAGGUUUCCAGAAUUUAUAAGCUCAAGUUUGUUCUCUAGGAGGGGCAAACACAUUGGGUCGUGCGACAAAGCAGUAGUGGCUACUGAAUGUUGAAGGAAUGAUGAAAGUUGUGGAUGAGAGCAGGAGAGGUAUAAGAUAAGUGAAUUUGGAGGAUUUUGUUUUAUGUUCAAGGGUAUUCUCUAAUUUUUACUGAUCUUGUAUGUUUGCAAGUGUACAUUAAUGUUUUUAUGUUUACAAAUCAGUGAAAAAAUGCUCUAUACACCAUAAUAUGUCUACCUGCCUCUGAUUUUCUUUAAUUUGAAGAAGAAUUUGGUUAAUGGUUUGGUAGGCUUUUUAGAUUCACAUAAAUCUUCAUAUUGAAGUUAAGAUGAAACUUUCAUUGGAACCUCUUAUUUGUUAUUUGUCUGAUUUCUUAUUUGUUAAUCAUAUAAUUGCUUUGCAGUAAUAGCUACUGGGCCCCAAGUAGACUAACCUCAAUAAAAUAAAGAAAUGUCAUCGACAUAACAAGUUCUACAUAGUAUAGUGUUUCGGUAUCUUUAAUUGUUUCUUUCUUGAUGCAAUACCAGGGUAAUAACAUGGUGGUGCAUAAAAAUUAGAAUAAACGUACCCAUUAUAUUUUGAUUCUACAGUACAGUUUUGGGUGGGUAGGAUGUCUGCAGACUUCACCUCCAUCUUAGGAUUAGUGAGUCUGUUUCCAAAACGACUCCUGGCUCUGUCAAUGCCAGAUGGUGGUGCCUAUGUAACAGUCUAACGCUCUGUACUUCUGUACUUGGUUAAUGAUAAGAUACUGAUUGCGGUCACUGCAUUUGGCAUCAUUUGAGUGGCUUGCAGCAGCAUUGUCAGCUUAAAAAAUGUACCAUUUUAAACUUGCAUGAAAGUGUUAACUAUAUUUUCUUAAUCAAUGACUAAGAACAUUCAUUACAAGUGAUAGGGUUGAGGCGACGCAAGUACACACUUUUUGUAGGUUUGCCUGUCCAUUCAAUUUUCGUGGAAAUUUUCUGAUAAAUAUAUUGAACUGGAUUUUUGCUUAAUUUGAGAUUCCUAAAUAUUGGAGCUUUACAUAUGGGUUUGCAAAAAUCAAGAUUGAUUAUUGUUUUGACUCUUGAUGCAUACAUGGACUGAUUUGAUCUUUAUAUAAUUGAGAAGUACCCUUUGCUAAAUUUAACAUAUUUUGAUCUUGGUUCUUCAUUUUGUGAAUACUAAAUACUAUAGCUAGCCAGCCAGAUGCUUCAAUUAAUGUUGUCAAAGGUGUUUUGGUACAUUUUUAUGAGUGUAAUAAUAAAUUGCAUUGGGCUGGAGUUAAUGUUAUGUUUUUUUUCUGCUUUUGAGAUCAUCAUCUAACAUUAAAAAUGAUAUUGUUUUUCUGUUGGUUUUAAUCAAUACUCUUUUGGAUUGCUUUUUUAUUAUUGUUUUUUUGUUUGACAAGCUGAAGUAAAUUCAGUUGUAGCCGUGGAACAUAACAGUGAACGGUCUAGAGCUGCAUUUGUCAUUGGUGAAACAAGAAUCCUAUGUGAAUUUGCUGACAUUGCUCCAGAUGAGAAUUCUUUUGUCCAGAAACAGGAUGAGGUGUCCAGCCUAGCCUCUCAAUCAAGUAUACCUUCUAACUGGUUACGUACUGAAAUAUUGAAAAUGCAGCAUCUCUAGAAAAUGCAUGUUCUGAUCAAGCUCAGAACCACAUUGUAAAUAAAUAAAGGUCGGAGAUUAGUUAAUUAAAAUUACUAAAACACAAUAAUAUAUAUUACACACAAAAUUUAUUUGUUUACAUAUUUAAUUUAGAAAAAAAUUAAAUAUGAUUAGGAAGGAAUUUAUCGAGAGGAGUUUGGUAGGGAUUGAGGAGAAAAGUAUUGAGCAAGAAUCUAUUAUGAGUGAGAAAAGGUUUGAUGAAUUUGAUACUUCUCCAUUAACGGUAGAGCCUAUUACUUCAGCUAGAUAUAUUCAAAUGACCAAGGUGCAAGAGGCAACAAUUGCUGCUUGCCUUAAAUUUGCUGCUUGCCUUAAAGCUAAUAAUUGCAACACAACCGGAUCCAGAGCAUGGAAAUUCGCCAAAAAUUGUAACUGAAGAUAACAUCAAGUUACAGCUGUGUCAAGCUAUGUAUUCAUUUGUAGUAUAGUUUUUAAAUAAAAAUUUAUAUUUUAGAACUUUUUUUAAAUGAGGACUAAAUGAAGAAUACAUCGCCAAGGAAACAUUCUAAAUUCUAAAUUUACAUGCAUAUGAUAUUUAAGCCUUUUAUAUUAUUUUGAUAUUUCCAUCAGUAAGAUCGUGCAAAGAGGUAAAUGCUUUUGCCAAAGGUAGUGAAAUAAUUCAAGAUAGGGAGAACUCCUUGCUGGGAGAAAGUGGGAUUGAAGAGAGGGAUAUGGACUGCUAGAGAAGACGAAAUCUUGACAAAAUUUUAUUACCCUUGGGGCCUUAUUGCAUUUCUUUACCACUUUUUACAUUUUAUAGAGAAGUUUGUGCAUGUUUCUGCGUAGAAGUACAGAGAGUACUGCGCGGGUGCGACUGCUGUUGCUGAUUUGUCACCUCCAUUAGCAUGUUCAAUACUGCUUCAUAGCGUUCAACUAGUUCUUUCUGGUAAAGUUGUGUGAAGUGUUGUGUUAGUUUCAAAGACUUGGAAUCAUGAAUCAUAAUUGAUUUUAAAAAAGGAAAAAGCCACUUUCAAAAUAUUUUCCCGCACAACUAUCUUUCAGUUUGUCACAAAUUAGUCACUACUG
This is a messenger RNA of Daucus carota subsp. sativus, 2985 nucleotides long. RefSeq names its product probable DEAD-box ATP-dependent RNA helicase 48. The coding region runs from base 2066 to 2335 and encodes 89 amino acids. NCBI's taxonomy places the organism in Eukaryota, Viridiplantae, Streptophyta, Magnoliopsida, Apiales, Apiaceae. The record is from RefSeq and is a predicted model, not a curated record. The transcript is spliced from 5 exons.